Molecule: messenger RNA, 2204 nt
Organism: Numida meleagris (helmeted guineafowl)
Lineage: Eukaryota; Metazoa; Chordata; Aves; Galliformes; Numididae
Gene: RFLNB
Product: refilin B
Exons: 4
Coding region: 1-645 (214 amino acids)
Biological process (GO): negative regulation of bone mineralization involved in bone maturation; actin filament bundle organization; negative regulation of chondrocyte development
Cellular component (GO): actin filament bundle
Molecular function (GO): filamin binding
Source: RefSeq, a predicted model, not a curated record
AUGGCCUCACGUCGCGAAGGGGAGGGUCAGCUGCCCGACGCCAGGACGCGGGGAGACGCGGGGCUCGACAGCCCCGACUCCGGGCUGCCCCCCAGCCCCGGACCCGCCCACCCGCACUGGCCGCUGUCCGCUGGGAGCCCCGAGCGCGCCGCGCACAACGGACUGCCGGAGCCCGAGCCCCCCGCGUCCGCCUCCGCGGUUGCGAAUUCCACGUUCUCUCCCAGCCCUGCUCUCUCCAGCUGCCCUCCGAGACUGUGUCCUUUAUCCUUUGGCGAAGGCGUUGAGUUUGACCCUUUACCACCGAAGGAAAUAAGGUACACCUCCUCGGUUAAGUACGACUCGGAGAAGCACUUCAUCGACGACGUCUACAUGCCGGUGGGCUUAAGCGUUUCCUCCUGCAGCCAAACCAUCGUCUGCGUCCCCGACUGCACGUGGCGCAGCUACAAAGCGGAGGUGCGCUUCGAGCCCCGCAACAAACCCCAGCGCUUCACCAGCACCACCAUCGUCUACCCGAAGCACGCCAAGACUGUGUACACCACCACGCUGGAUUACAACUGCCGCAAAUCCCUGCGGCGCUUCCUCUCCAGCGUGGAGCUGGAAACCUCCGAGUACCUCGGGAGCGACUGCGUCCUGGAUGGCUGCUGACCGGCGCCCGUUCCCCUCGCUCCGAUCCGUCCCGCUCCCGUCUCGCCGCGCUCUCGCUCUCCGUUCGCCGCGGUGGGUGCAGGCCCCACCUUUGCAGUCCCCACCUCUUGCUCAGCUCCUCCUAUUCCUGCUUUAAGAGUCAGAGCGGCCCGAACGCGGUCGUCAGUGGGAACGUGGCUUAGUGAGGAAUUUCUUCGCCGUUUUCAGUCGUGGGUUCCCUCCCCUACCCCGCAGUGCAGCUGUCAGAUGGAAAGAAGGGGAAACGUUUUCCCGGAGAAAAAACUACUAGAAUGGGGAGUAGCGUUGGGCAGGGGGAAGUGGCCUGGGUGCUCUGUGGGGAUGUGCAAAGAUAAGGGCAGUUCACUCUUGCAGACAAACCACCAGGUCCCCGGAUUACGUACAGACAGAGCUGUCAUUCGUUUUGGUUCAGAUCAUGGGACUGUCCUCGGGAAGGACGGUCCCCUGGCAUCUGCUGGAAAGAACUCAUAGAAAGUCUGGGUUGCUGUACUCAACAGAUACAAAAUGCCACCCGAUGGCAUUCAGGUCUGGUAGGAAGUGGUGAUUUGGAAAGAAGCGUAGAGCAGGAGAGAAACUGCUGGUGCAGCUCCAGGCAGCGGAGAAGGAAUCAGGAUGGGGCAGCGCUUGUGGGUCUUGGGGCUGGAGGGGACCCCUGCAACGUGAGGCAGGAGAGCUGCGGGGCCAAAGGGAACAAGCUCAGGUGCAAUGGCAGCUCUCGACCUGCGUCUAACGAGGGUUCAGUGGGUGAGAGACUCAGGAGCCUGUUCUGCAGCCGUGCUUACGGUGUGUACGCGCACGUGGGGUGAGCGGUGUGGAAGUGCAGGGAAGCGGGCGUGAGUUGGCGCGCUGCGUUUUGUGGUCGUCCUUUUGGUUUUGUACUUAUUUAUUCGCUCGGAACAGAACGUCUUUCAUCUUCGCUCCAGAUCACCAAGCCCCCAAACAGCUCCAGGGUGACGCAGGGCGCCACGUUCAGGUGGGCUCAGCUCCAGGAUGAAGAGCGGCGCGGCCUUGUCGCUAAACACAUCGGCUUUGGAUGACAGCAUUUGGGGGGUGCAUCUUAAAUCCCCACCACGAUGGUCCCUUAAACGUGACCCCAGGGUCCCCUUGUGUACGAGGUGGCACCACCCAGCCCUCGGGGUGGGAUUUGGGAUGGACAGAGCAGGCACAGGGAGCUACGUGUCCCCGCGGGACGCGGUGCAGGGCUGCUCCAGCGGCGCUCUUCCCAUGAGUGUCUUUGCAGGAGAUGGGAGAGGAGAUGAUUUUAACCUGUAACCGUGAAUGACCCCUAAUUAAAUUAGAAACGGAACGACCCUUACAGCGUGGCCGCAGGUUAGAGCAACCCGGUUUGUGUGAAGCAAACCGAACGACGUGCCCUUGUAAUGGAUUUUAAUUGGUAGAGGUGCCUUUUACAUUAUUUAUGUCCCGACAUCUGCAAAGCUCUGAUCAGCAAUGUGCGAGUGUUCUGAUGGCUGCGGAGUUUGCCUCCCCCUCUCAUUUUCAGUUGUCUUUUACUUCACCGAUAAUAAACCAUCUGAAAAGCG